Penicillium canariense is the source of this 1275-nucleotide messenger RNA. It is a transcript of the gene ppe1, whose product is annotated as putative ribosomal protein/carboxylic ester hydrolase (Ppe1). Gene Ontology annotation, biological process: protein demethylation. The transcript has 5 exons. The record is from RefSeq and is a predicted model, not a curated record. NCBI's taxonomy places the organism in Eukaryota, Fungi, Ascomycota, Eurotiomycetes, Eurotiales, Aspergillaceae. The coding region runs from base 1 to 1275 and encodes 424 amino acids. Gene Ontology annotation, molecular function: protein methylesterase activity.
AUGAGUGAGCUCCAGAAGUCCUUUGCCAAGUCCAAGUUGGCGAAGCUUCCCUCGGAAGCACCGAUCUACGACUCAAUGGACAUCCCAGAAGGAUAUCGCGAUGAGGAGAGCUCCUCCGCCUCCUCGGUCUCUUCGACCGGAACUCUAAUGCCGUCGCCCACAAGAAAUCUAUUUGCCCGUAGGGGCGGCGGGCAAUCAUCGCAAUCACUGCCUUGGACAGACUUCUUCGCCCAGGAGCUGUUCCUACCGGAAGAUAUCGACGAGAUCCACAUCAUUCACCAUGUGUAUCUAACGCCUCCAACAGGAUCAGGUCCCCUUUUUGUUAUGCAUCAUGGCGCGGGCUCGUCUGGUCUCUCGUUUGCAACCUGCGCAGAUGAGCUCCGGAAGAUCCUGCCGAACGCGGGUGUCUUGUCCCUUGACGCAAGAAGCCACGGCUGUACCACUAUGACUCCCAAAUCAGAGAAGCUUGACCAAGAAAGCCCCUCCACUAGAUCUGCUGCUCAGGCCGAGACCGACGGCAGGAUUGAACUCGACCUGAGUUUGGAGACAUUAAGUCGAGACCUCGUCUUUAUUGUUCGGGAGACCCAGGCGAAAAUGAGGUGGGAAAAUCCCCCGGAUAUCGUGCUUGUCGGGCACAGCCUUGGGGGUGCAGUUAUUACUGAUGUGGCCAAGAAAGGUGAACUUGGCUCGAAGUUGUUGGCAUAUGCCGUGCUAGAUGUCGUGGAAGGAUCUGCCAUGGACGCUCUGCAAAGUAUGGAGAAUUAUCUCUCCACCCGGCCAAUCCGUUUCCCUUCUCUAGCAUCAGGAAUUGAGUGGCAUACUCGCUCCCGCACCAUCCGAAAUACGACCUCGGCUCGAGUGUCUGUCCCGUCCUUAAUAUAUGAGGAGAGCGAGCCAAUCGACGCGUCACGCCCUUGGGUGUGGCGCACCAAUCUCUCCGCCACGAAGCCAUUCUGGGAGAAUUGGUUUGUAGGCCUGAGUCGCAAAUUUUUGGACGCACGGGGCGGAAAGCUGUUGCUGCUGGCAGGAACGGAUCGACUGGAUAAAGAAUUGAUGAUUGGACAGAUGCAAGGAAAAUAUCAGCUUCAAGUUUUCCCGGAAGCUGGGCAUUUUAUUCAGGAAGACCAACCGGCCAAGACAGCGCAGGUGUUGGCUGAUUUUUAUAGACGAAAUGAUCGCAGUGCGUUGGUACUACCUCCCAAGGUGGCUGAUAUGCAGGCUGCAGCUGCGAUGAAGAAAGGCGCUGGCGCCUCCGAGAAGGGACCUUCGAAGUAG